Molecule: messenger RNA, 4563 nt
Organism: Gambusia affinis (western mosquitofish)
Lineage: Eukaryota; Metazoa; Chordata; Actinopteri; Cyprinodontiformes; Poeciliidae
Gene: txnrd2.2
Product: thioredoxin reductase 2, tandem duplicate 2
Exons: 17
Coding region: 14-1552 (512 amino acids)
Biological process (GO): cellular response to oxidative stress; glutathione metabolic process; cell redox homeostasis
Cellular component (GO): mitochondrion; cytosol
Molecular function (GO): thioredoxin-disulfide reductase (NADPH) activity; flavin adenine dinucleotide binding; glutathione-disulfide reductase (NADPH) activity
Source: RefSeq, a predicted model, not a curated record
CUAUAAUAACAUCAUGGCUGCCCUCUGUACAGUCAGACGCCGGUGGAGAAAGUUGAAAUGUCUGCAGAUUUUCACCAGAAACCUUACAGGGAGCUAUGACUAUGACUUGGUGGUUAUUGGUGGAGGCUCUGGAGGCCUGGCCUGCUCCAAAGAAGCGGCACAGCUGGGACAGAAAGUCGCCGUUUUAGAUCAUGUUGAACCGUCUGCUAAAGGAACAAAAUGGGGUCUUGGUGGCACGUGUGUUAACGUUGGCUGCAUUCCUAAGAAGCUCAUGCAUCAGGCCGCUCUCCUUGGUACUGCAGUCAAAGAUGCAAAGAAGUACGGCUGGCAGAUGCCAGAGACACUCCGCCAUGACUGGGCCACCAUGGCAGAGGCAGUUCAGAAUCAUGUCAGAUCUUUAAACUGGGGCCACAGAGUCCAGCUCCAAGACAAGAAAGUCAAAUAUCUGAACCUCAAAGGCAGUCUGCUGGACGAACACACAGUGAGAGGUCUGAGCAAAGCAGGAAAGGAGACAGUCCUGACCGCCAAGAACAUUGUGAUCGCCACAGGUGGACGACCAAAGUACCCAACUCAGAUCCCUGGAGCUGCGGAGCACGGCAUCACCAGCGACGACAUCUUCUGGCUGAACAAGUCCCCCGGAAAAACACUCGUGGUUGGAGCCAGCUACGUUGCUCUGGAGUGUGCCGGCUUCCUCACUGGCAUCGGCUUGGACACCACGGUGAUGGUUCGUAGCGUCGCCCUCCGGGGUUUUGAUCGGCAAAUGGCGGGUCUUGUGACGGACUACAUGGAAGCUUAUGGGACCAGGUUCGUUUGGAGGUCCGUUCCCAAAAGAGUGGACCGGCUCCCGUCGGGAACCCUUCAGGUGACGUGGAGCGACACCGGAACCGGCAGGGAGCACAAAGACACCUACGACUCGGUGUUAUGGGCCGUGGGAAGGGCUCCCGAAACCAAAGCCCUCGGACUCGACAAGCUGGGCGUGCAGCUCAACCAAGAGACGGGGAAAAUAGUCGUAGGCCCAGACGAAUCCACCUCGGUGCCAAACGUCUAUGCUUUCGGAGACAUCGGCGAGGGUCGUCCAGAGCUGACCCCAACUGCCAUCAGGGCAGGAAAGCUCCUUGCCCACAGGCUUGCCGGCCAGAGCACCGACCUUAUGAACUACGACAAUGUGGCCACCACAGUGUUCACCCCUCUGGAGUACGGCUGCGUCGGCCUAUCAGAGGAGGAGGCCGAGAGGAGACGUGGAAAAGACGGGAUAGAGGUUUUCCACGCCUUCUACAAGCCACUAGAAUUCACCGUCGCAGAGCGCGAUGCCAGCCAGUGUUGCAUAAAGGUUAUAUGUGAGAGGGGAGGCGACCAGAAGAUUCUGGGUCUGCAUUUCACUGGUCCAAAUGCUGGGGAGGUCAUACAGGGAUUCUCUAUGAGUUUGCAGUGUGGAGCCACGUAUCGUCACCUGCUGCAGACCGUAGGAAUCCACCCCACCUGCGCUGAGGAGGUGGUCAAGACCCACAUCACAAAGCGCUCUGGUUUGGACCCAACGGUCACCGGCUGCUGAGGUUAGGCCCCUCGGUUUCUGAACGCAGCGAGCACACAGGGCCCCUGUAGUGGGGACUUGAAAGGGGGCCUCUUAUAGGGGCUGGUUACUGCAGCUCCUCCACUGGAAGGUCUGGUCACAAACCACCGAUUCGGAUUAUCAUUGUCCGCUAAUGCCAUUUGUUAACCAGGUCUGUUAUUAAGCCCUACACACAGAUGUGUGCCUUGGAAGAACAUAAGGUAAUGAGAAAGAGAGAGAGGGCGAGAGGGCUCUGGUGUGGAAUGAGCUGCUUUUAAAUAGCCUGGCUCAUCAAUCAGGAGGGAAACGCACAUUUAGGAUUUUUGCCGAGAAUUCACAAGGAGCGGGUCUGAAUUUUCUUCUGAAUAUACAUUCUGCAAAUAUUGUUGUUUCUCCGGCUGUAUUUCCUGUCCAUUAGUCUUCGAGGUGACACAUACCAUACGGCCCCCCAGCCCCCAAAGCGUGACACUGAUGGAUGGCCCCAGGGCCGUCGCCACAGCGACACCGCUCCAUUUCCCAUGGACACAAAUAGUCAGCAGGGCUGCUGUCAGUCAGCCUGCAGAGGCCUGGACUGAGGAGUUUAACCCUCAGUCCAGGGUAAAGUCCUCCAUCCACAAGCAGGGACAAGUAUACUAAUAUGUUCUGUCAAAUAGCCGCACGAAUGCAAAAUCCAAGACUUACACAGGUCCAUUUCAUUUUACUGCAGCUGCUCUACCCAAACUCACCCACAGGCGGCGCUGUUGCCCUCCUGUUUCUGUAAUGCAUUCUGAGCCGACAGUGGAAGACGGGAUGAAGCAGUCACUGUAUAAAACAUGAACCCGAGUGCAUUCAGGUUGCACAUUUAAUCCCUUUAAUCCCCAUUAGAGAUGCGUGCCUCCAGAAGUCUGACUUUAUUGGUGCCAAGCUGAUAAGGGUUAUCGGUUGUAUAUUUACACGGAUGGCAGGUUGGCCCUCGAGAGUCAUCACCCCUGAAGAUAAGGCGACUUGUUUAUAUCAAUAAAGCAUUAACGGAGCCCCGCGUCCGCCCAAGACCGUUCAACCUGCCGUCUGCGUCGGACAUCUUGGCUUCGUUAAAGUCGACGGGGAGAAGAGGACGGGCCAGAACUCGAAGAACCGGCGAGUACGUCGGAGUUUGUUUUUAUUUGAAGUUUAAUCUGCCCCGUCUGAUUAAUGAUUCCGAUGAAGGGAGUGACAGACCGUCAGGAGAUAUGGGGGGGGAGAGGAAAAAAUGAGAGCAGGAAAGCUACCAGGUUUGUUUGAGAGAGAGAGCUGAGUACCAGCCCCGGUUGGGAGGGAAAGAGGGGGGAUUCCUGUGUGCUCUGUUCAGGGCCGAGGUGCUGACUGAAGGACCCUGACCUCCGCUCAGCAGGAACAGCUUGACUCUAUCACUUGGAGCACAGAGGGCUCAUGUGGUGUAGCAGAGCACAGCAGGGGCCUGGAUGGAGGGGAGGAGAUGAACAGAGGGGGGGGACAGCAUGGGCCAGGGAGCAGACCAAACCAACCAACACAAUACUGAGUUGUGCCCUGGGUUACUCAGUCUAUGUUCCUGUGCUUAACGAGCCACUUCAGGGGGCCGCCAAGGUGGGCCCGAGGCAGCGCAAAGGAAGUCAUUGAGACUAUCAGCCAAACUGUAAUAUCUGUUUGUUUUUUACCCGUCACUUCCCCUUUAACCAGGUCCCGUCUUCUCUCCUGUUUGCUGCUCCAUCCAGACGUUAACGCACACAUAAAGACUUAUUUCUCUUAACUUUACUGAGAUAUGUGACUGUUUGGUAUUGAUAUUGAGGUCAAAUACUUGCCCUCAAAUCUUCAGCUGUGCGAGUGGGGGUCAGGGCUCAACUUUCAGGUCGGCCAGCUAAUGAUGACCUGCACUCAAAACCAGAACCUGGGGAGUGCAGGCCUGAUGUCACCUGGCCACAAACUGACUGUAAAUAAACAGAGAGAUGUAAUUUUACAAUAAAGCUUUGUGAUCUGUUAUUGAUAUGUAAAAUGAUAACACACUCAGAUAACCGUGUAUAUAAGAUAGAAAGUGAUUCAAAGUCUGAAGGUGCUGCUAUUCCUACAUGAGUAUAUGAUAAAAAUAAAACCAAACCAUUUGUAAAGGAAAUACAAAGUGAAAGGCACUUUAAAAAUACCCAUCAAAUAUCGAGAAAGAUGCUUGCAUGCCAUUUAUUUGUAAAGCUUAGGUUAGCAUUAACUGCUAAUCUUGCUUCGUCCAAAAAGGGGGAACUGUGUGGGUGUCACUUCUAUUCAGAAGCAGGCAUUUAGUUUUUAAUGCCCAGACUUUUAUCUUUUUUUUUUUUUUUAAGUUUCGUCCUUCAGAGUAAGCCAGGAAUUCUCAUUUCCUUGAAUCACAGAUUUCAUUCAAAGCUAAAGAGACAUUUUUAUAACCAUUUGCUCCAAAUAUUUACACCUAAUCAGUCAUUGUGAUUCUUCACUAUUUCGUACUUCUGCAGGUUACAGAAAAUACCUGAGCAGGUAAAACCAAUCUGUAGAACACAUGAAAUGUAUGAAACCUUUAAGAUUAGUUAAAAAUACAGCAAGAUAUUCUGAACUGAUCACAGAUUUUUUUUUUUUUUUUUUUAGAAGUUUUAAUUUGUAAAUCUUGUUAUAUGUUUGGGUAUCUGACACAUGAGGGCAACCAGGGUGCUGUUCACACAGUAAUAGUUAAUUUUAUCCAGGCUAAAUAGGGAUGGCAACCACAAGUGUAAAUCGAUUAUAUUAUAUUUUCCAACUCUACUACAUAAUGAAAUUAAUCAUGAGAUUUAUGCAUUUUUAUAUAUUUUUCCUCUAUCAACACAAUUUAUCUGUAACUAAAAAAGAGCUACAGUAGAAGAGACAAGAAAAUUAGCUUGAUAGCGACCUUGAACCAUCCCCUUGAACAGCCAAACAUUUAUGCUAGCUUCCUUGUAUUUGUGUGAAACUGGGUUUGAGUUGAUUCUCGAGCUUGGCCCUGUAUAUUUCUGAGGUUUUUUUGGCUUCAUAAUGUUUAAAAAUUAAAACUUCUCAUUGUUUGA